Mesorhabditis belari is the source of this 789-nucleotide messenger RNA. The record is from the annotation of a GenBank genome assembly. NCBI's taxonomy places the organism in Eukaryota, Metazoa, Nematoda, Chromadorea, Rhabditida, Rhabditidae.
AUGAGUGCAUUGGAUUCGCCGAUUCCUCCACCCUCUUCGGGCCUCGACAGCGUCGCCAAGUAUUACUCGGACGACGAAAAGAAAGCCAGCAAGAAGAGAGACUCGCGAUCACGGUCACCAUCUAUGGAAAAGGAAAAGAAGAAAGACCGUCGUCGCCGAAGCCGCAGCUCAUCGGCGAGUGGAGACGAGAAGAAACGUCGUCGAAGCCGUUCAUCCUCUCGGGAUUCACAGGAAAAGAAGUCGCGGCGUAGACGCAGUGGCUCUCGGGAUCGUCGCCGUUCUCGCUCGCGCACUUAUUCACCAAAUCGACGAUCAUCGGGUGGAUCAGUGACCCGUAUUCAUGUCAGUGGCUUCGAUGGAGCCGUUUCGAGACGUGAUCUCAGCAAAGCUUUCGGUGAAUUCGGCGAAGUGACGGAUAUCUGGUUGACGAGUCGUCAACCACACUAUGCUUUCAUCACUUUCGGCGAUGCCCGUGACGCGGAUGAUGCGAUGAAGACCCUGAAUGACACAACUCUGUGUGGCAGCCGUAUUCGUAUCGCUCACGCUCUCCCACGUCGCAUCGGAUCGGGUGGCGGUGGCGGCGGCGGUGGUGGUGGUGGUGGUGGACGCUUUGGAGGCGGCGGUGGAGGACGUCGCGACUACGGUGGUGGACGUGAUUACGGUGGUGGACGGGACUCCUAUCGUCGCAGCAGUGAUCGCGCACCCGCUCUCGUUCGCCACCACGUCGUCGUGAAAAGCGGUCAUCAUCUCGCAGCCGCUCCCGCUCUUAAGCAACCAACAGAAAGCUGU